This is a messenger RNA of Cololabis saira (Pacific saury), 1953 nucleotides long. It is a transcript of the gene rdh8a, whose product is annotated as retinol dehydrogenase 8a. Gene Ontology annotation, cellular component: cytoplasm. The coding region runs from base 306 to 1259 and encodes 317 amino acids. The transcript is spliced from 6 exons. Lineage: Eukaryota; Metazoa; Chordata; Actinopteri; Beloniformes; Belonidae. Gene Ontology annotation, molecular function: estradiol 17-beta-dehydrogenase [NAD(P)+] activity. The record is from RefSeq and is a predicted model, not a curated record. Gene Ontology annotation, biological process: estrogen biosynthetic process.
UCCUCUUCUUUUUAAGGAAUUAACUUGUGUCUCUGUCCAUGAGACACCUAUCAGCUUUGAAGACCGCAUAAGGUGUUUUUUUUUUUCUUUUUCGGUUAAAGAUGUUGUUUUUUCCCCCUGAACAUGUGACUGAAUUAGGGGCUCACGUGGCUAUAGUGGCUGCAUGAUCCGCUUUAGUUUUUUUUUUUGUGUGUGUGUGUUUUUUUUUGUUUUUUUUUUUAAGUCCGGUGAUCGGUAGCUCCCUCCGCAGCGACCAUCCGGAGAAGAGGACGGCUGGAAAACACAGCUCCUAACCCGGACAGACCAUGGCGAGCAGCGGGCAGAAAGUUGUGCUGAUCACCGGCUGCUCCUCGGGCAUCGGCUUGCGAAUUGCCGUCACGCUGGCCAAUGAUGAAAAGAAGCGUUACCAUGUCAUCGCCACCAUGCGUGACCUGAAAAAGAAGGACAAGCUCCUGGAGGCGGCUGGAGACGCUUACGGGAAGACCUUGAUGUUGCUUCCAUUAGACGUGUGCAGCGACGAAUCUGUCAGACAGUGUGUCAACAAUGUGAAGGAUCGCCACAUUGAUAUUCUGAUCAACAAUGCAGGCGUGGGUUUGCUUGGACCUGUGGAAAGCAUCAGCAUCGAAGAGAUGAAAAGAGUGUUUGACACCAACUUCUUUGGAGUGGUUCGCAUGAUUAAAGAAGUGAUGCCAGACAUGAAGAAGAGGCGAUCGGGACACAUUGUGGUCAUGAGCAGUGUCAUGGGUCUCCAGGGAGUGGUGUUCAAUGAUGUUUACACUGCCUCUAAGUUUGCAAUGGAAGGGUUCUGUGAGAGCAUGGCUGUGCAACUGAUGAAGUUCAAUAUCCGGUUGUCCAUGAUUGAGCCUGGCCCAGUACACACCGAGUUUGAGACAAAGAUGAUGGAGGAUGUAGCUAAAAUGGAGUACCCUGGGGCAGAUGCAGACACAGUUCGAUAUUUUAAAGACGUUUACCUGCCAUCGUCCAUAGAUAUAUUUGAAGCCAUGGGCCAGACGCCAGAGGACAUAGCUAAAUGCACUAAGAAAGUUAUUGAGUCAGACAACCCUCGCUUCAGGAAUCUGACCAAUAGCCUCUACACACCCAUUGUGGCUUUAAAAUAUGCAGAUGAGACUGGUGGCCUGUCGGUGAACACCUUCUACAACCUACUCUUCAAUUUUGGCCCUCUCAUGCACAUCACCAUGAGCAUCCUCAAAUGCCUGACAUGCAGCUGCCUGCGCAGACGCACCAUCUCUCCUAACUGAGGGUCAUUGUUUGGUCCCAUCCUUUUAUCCUAACCUCCAGGUCCCUUGCAAUCUUCUCCUGAGGUCCUGGUCUGAGCAUUUAGACUAGAACCAGUAAGUCGGAGACAGGAAUCUCCUUUUAGUUCAAAGACAUGAUACCAUGAUAAGCUUUGUCAGAUAAUAUGCACAAUUGCACAAGUGUUUUCACAUAGAUUUUAUAAGCAGGGUGACCUCAUGUGCUGGUAGAGAUGUAUGCAUGCACCACAGCGCAGAUGUACAAGUGACACUGACAUUGGAUUUUGAGCGUACAUUUUUAUGAAUAGAAAGGCGAUGCCUUACUUUUUUGCUUCACGAGAGGAACUGAGAGGAAGAGAACGAAGCUCAUGGACAGACAUCAAAGCACAAAAAAAGAAAAUGAACUCACUUAAUAUGUGAAACAAUAAAAUUAUAGAAAAUAUUGAAUUAUUAAUACUGUAACUUGUAGCCUAGAUAGCUUUAUACUCGGGCUUCCAGAGUUAAGACAUGUACAACAGAGUUAGAAUAUAUAAAUCUGCUUUUAAUGUAUUGUUCCCCCAAUUUGAUGUUUGUUUGUAGUGUUCUCAUGGUCAUAACUGCUGUUCAAUCAUGUUUUUAAUCUUUUGAUAAAUGGAUAAUUUUUAUUUUUUAUGGUUUGGGGGGUAUUUAGAAAUAAAAAUAAUUUUGAUUCAACCUUAAA